AUGAAACAAGUUCAACUCUUUGGUCAACAGGAUCUCCGUAUCACUGACUCAAACACCCCACCUUCUCUCAAAACCCCUAACGAUGUCCUUAUCCAGGUCGGCUUCUGUGGAAUCUGCGGAACCGAUCUACACGAGUACAUGGCUGGUCCUAUCUUUGGCCCCCAACCAGGAGAAAAACACUCCCACUCUGGAAUCGAGCUCCCACUUUGCAUGGGCCAUGAGUUCUCAGGAACUGUCGUCCAAGUCGGCGACAAUGUAACCCGCACAAAACCUGGUGACAGAGUCUGUGUCGACGUCUCGUAUGCUUGUCGCGAACAGGGUAUCUCUCCACCUUGCUAUGCCUGCAAACAAGGUUCCCCCAAUGCCUGUGCACGCCUGUGUCUGCGUGGGUUGUCUGCAGACAAUGGCGGCCUAUCACAGUACUCGGUCAUUGCUGAACACUCGGUCCACGUGCUGCCUGAAAACGUCCCCUUAGAUAUUGGUGCCAUGGUUCAGCCCAUGAGUAUCUCCUGGCACGCCGUCCGUAUCUCUGGUUUCAAGGAAGGUGACACGGCCCUGGUCAUUGGCGCAGGCCCCAUUGGAAUUGCUGCUAUUCUUGCUCUUCAGGGUCAUGGGGCUUCUCAAAUCAUAGUCUCCGAACCUGCAAGUAUCCGCCGUGACCAGGCCAUUGCCCUUGGUGCUCAGCAUGCUCUUGAUCCCACGUCGUUUGCCUCCAUCGAAGACAAUGUUGCACGUAUCCGGGAGCUGACACCUCCUGACUAUGAGGGUGUUGACUAUGUUUUCGAUUGCGGUGGCGUUCAAGCUACAGUCGACCUUGGUUUUGGUGUACUUAAAAUGGGCGGAACUGUUGUUAAUCUUGCUGUUUGGCCCCAAGAUAAAACUGCCACUUUUAAGCCUAUGGCUGUAACCAACCGUGAAAAACGUUACAUGGGCUCCAUGGGUCUCACUGCCCUUGACAUGGAUCAAGUUCUCGAAGCAUUUGCAACUGGAAAAAUGUCCAUGGAUAAAGCUCGUACCAUGAUUACCUCGAAAAUCCAUCUUGAAGAGGCAAUCGAUAAGGGGUUCCAUCAGUUGCUCCACCACAAGGAUAAGCACAUUAAGAUCCUUAUUGCGCCUAAUGGUCACAUGGAUGGCUUUCCACCAAAUGAGGCCGAACAGCAUCUUCCUGGAGGUAUCGAUGUCAUUUCCUGGCAAAAGCAAUUUGAAGCUAAUUAA
This is a messenger RNA of Magnusiomyces paraingens, 1215 nucleotides long. RefSeq lists its product as uncharacterized. The transcript has a single exon. NCBI's taxonomy places the organism in Eukaryota, Fungi, Ascomycota, Dipodascomycetes, Dipodascales, Dipodascaceae. Gene Ontology annotation, biological process: butanediol biosynthetic process. Gene Ontology annotation, molecular function: (R,R)-butanediol dehydrogenase activity; zinc ion binding. The record is from RefSeq and is a predicted model, not a curated record. Bases 1 to 1215 code for a protein of 404 amino acids. Gene Ontology annotation, cellular component: cytoplasm.